ACAUGGAUACCUAAUGAGGACCCUCCAAAAAAUCUGCGUGUACCAAAUAAGCCAGUAUUAUUAUUAAGAAAAAAUGUCAACCGUCGAUUCAGACGAUGCAUUCGAUUUUCUCUUUAAAAUAGUUUUGAUUGGGGAUGCCGGUGUGGGGAAAACUUGCAUAGUUGAACGGUUUAAGUCUGGGGUUUUCGUGGAAAGACAAGGCAGUACCAUCGGAGUCGAUUUUACGAUGAAAACCAUGGAUAUUCAAGGAAAACGAGUUAAGUUGCAGAUCUGGGACACCGCAGGGCAGGAGAGAUUCCGCACCAUCACACAGAGCUACUACCACAGCGCUAAUGGAGCCAUCAUAGCCUACGACAUCAGCAAGAAGGGCUCCUUCGCUUCCGUGCCAAGGUGGAUUGAAGACGUCAAGAAGUAUGCAGGUUCCAACAUUGUGCAGCUUUUAGUCGGUAACAAAUCGGACUUGACCGAGCGCCGGGAAGUUCAGUUUGAGGAGGCCCAGGCCCUGGCCAGCCAGUUUGACCUCUUCGAUACCGUGGAGACCUCAGCCAAGGACUGCAGCAAUGUGGAGGAGGCCUUUGCUAAAGUGGCUUCGGAGCUCAUGCUAAGGCACGGGGGCCCCAUGUUCAACGAGAACGUGACCGACAGCAUAAAGCUGAACGGCAAAGACGCGGGGGAAAGCUGGGGCUGUGGGUGUUGACAUCCACGCUGGAUGGAGACCUCCUGGGUUUUCUCCGAGGUGACUGACUGUGCAAUGGUUAAUCUCUUUUCUCCUGGGGACCAAUUUUGGAGAUAAUUAUUUGAUUCCGUAUUAGUAUUUAUUUUUCCCAGUGGCAGAUGUACAUAAGAUGGUCACACUGCUAAGCAAACAAAGAGAAACUGAACUUAAUUAAACCUAAGGCUUGUGCUGAAUAAUGUCACUAAGUGGAGGAACUGCAAUAAUAUAACUAUUUUUAAGGCCAUGAAGUUAUAUUUUCAUUGAUCACCCUUUAUCCCCUAUAGGCGAUUUUAAGAACUGGUUGGCUAUCACUUGUAACAGCUCUACAAUGCUGCCCAAUUGUUGCCUUUGAUUAGCACUAAUUCUGUGGUUAGAAGCUUACAGAACCUGAUGUAUCAUUCCAGCAGUUUGCCACCUUUUGAGUGGACUGAACCUUACUAUCACUGACCAAUACCUUUUGUGAUAUUAUUUGUAGAUUUUAAUAACAUUUCAGCUAUUUAAAUUGCAAUAUGUGUGUAUACACAGCAUUGAGAAUUAUGUAUUUUUUCUUAUCAAUAUUUUACUGUGCUGCCAUGGAAACAAAACUCAAGGUUGUAAAUAGUGUCUGGUUGCAAAAAAUAAAUAAAAAUAACCUUCUUUGGCAAGCCAUUUUUUUCUAUACAGAUUCAGCACCCUGCUUUUAAUGUAUUAAUCACGGCUGCGUUCUGAUGGGAAUUGAUUUUGUUGCUUGUUGCACAGGAGUGGCAUAUUCAUGUCUUUAAUAGUGAUAAUAAUAGAGCGGUAUGGAUGCUGUGGUUAAUACAACUCUUUGGCCUCUUCUGAAUCCAGACGAGGAUAUGCUUUUGCAGUGGGAGACGCCUAUAGGAGAGCUGAAGUAAAGAGGUAUCUAGUGUACAUUUCUUGGGAGCUUUCUAUUCACUUAGUAUAAUCUAAAGCAGUAGCAGUUAUGAUUUUCAGUGUCUCCUUCCUCUUGAUUUGAAAGAAUGGAUUUGUAUGGCUUUAUUAUAAUGAGUUUGUUGGGGGGGGGGGGGGGGGGGGUGUUAUCUGUGGUGUGCUGUAUUUCAAUUGCUUUCCUCCUAGAGGCUAGAGUAUGACUUCUGUGAUGAUGUCACGCACAUUCUUCAUUGGCCAGUCUGUAGCCAAGAAAAGGCAAUGCAUCGCCAAGCCUUGGUUGCUUAACACUUACUUGAAAGAAGCAGAAAACAGGGGAACACAAUGAUAUGUAUGCACAGAUAACAGUUAAAGCUUACAUGAAUGUUUGUAUUAUAUUAGUGUAUUAAAUAUGAUUUAUAACCAAAGAGAACUGAGAAUAACUGACUGAAGGAAAUACUAUAUGGACCUUUUUAUCUGUUCCCUGACAAAAUGUGUUUUAAAAAAAAAAAAAAAAAAAAAAACAUGAAUACAGUGGUAAUGUGCAAAAGCAAAGCUGUACUUGGGACCAGUUUAACCCAUUAAGUCCAUUGUCCUCAUUUGAGGGAAGGCUAUUUUAAUUUUUUGGAGCAUUUUUAA
Polyodon spathula (Mississippi paddlefish) is the source of this 2224-nucleotide messenger RNA. Its product is annotated as ras-related protein Rab-43-like. Gene Ontology annotation, molecular function: GTP binding; GTPase activity. The transcript has 3 exons. The coding region runs from base 74 to 697 and encodes 207 amino acids. NCBI's taxonomy places the organism in Eukaryota, Metazoa, Chordata, Actinopteri, Acipenseriformes, Polyodontidae. The record is from RefSeq and is a predicted model, not a curated record. Gene Ontology annotation, cellular component: trans-Golgi network.